This is a messenger RNA of Erythranthe guttata (spotted monkey flower), 1907 nucleotides long. RefSeq names its product Chaperone DnaJ-domain superfamily protein (gene ARG1). The record is from RefSeq and is a predicted model, not a curated record. NCBI's taxonomy places the organism in Eukaryota, Viridiplantae, Streptophyta, Magnoliopsida, Lamiales, Phrymaceae.
UAAUACCAUAAAGUUCUCAUUUUCUUUCAAAGAAGAAAGGGAGAAUAAGAAAAUACUUUUAAUUCAAAGCUUCCGAUUGCUGAUUGGUUUCCUCCUUUUUAUCCCCUAAUCACUACUUACAAGAUUUGGAGACAAGGGGACUGUAUUAUUGUAAGUAAUUUGUGAGCCUUGAUUAUAUUUUUGGCGGAAUGUUAUUCAGAUAGCGAAAAAAGAAAGGGAGAAAUAACUUUCAAGAAAGAAAGAGGAGAAAAAACACAGGAGAAAUUUGGAGGAGGAUAAUGGCGGGUUCAAAUAUAGCGGGGACAUCGGCACAAGCGUUGCGGCGAGACCCGUAUGAGGUGCUUUCGGUGUCUAGGGAUUCUUCUGAUCAAGAAAUCAAGACUGCUUACAGAAAGCUUGCUCUCAAGUACCAUCCUGACAAGAAUGCUAACAAUCCAGAAGCUUCAGAUCUUUUCAAGGAGGUUGCAUAUUCAUACAGUAUUUUGUCUGAUCCAGAGAAGAGGAGGCAAUAUGAUAACUCAGGAUUUGAGGCCCUUGACACGGAAGGAAUGGAUAUGGAGAUUGAUUUGUCAAAUCUCGGAACUGUCAACACAGUGUUUGCCGCUUUGUUCAGCAAAUUGGGUGUGCCGAUCAAGACAACAAUUUCUGCUAAUGUUCUUGAAGAGGCUCUGAAUGGAACAGUUACAGUUAGACCUCUUCCAAUUGGAACUUCGGUCAGCGGAAAGGUAGAGAAGCAGUGCGCUCACUUCUUUGGUGUAACUAUCAGUGACGAACAAGCAGAAUCGGGAAUAGUAGUUCGAGCUACUUCAGCUGCACAAAGCAAAUUUAAGCUCCUGUACUUCGAACAAGACUUAAAUGCGGGAUAUGGCUUGGCGUUGCAGGAAGACAGCGAGAAGACAGGCAAGGUUACAUCAGCUGGAAUGUACUUCUUGCAUUUUCAAGUGUACAGAAUGGAUUCAACUGUAAAUGCGUUGGCAAUGGCAAAGGACCCAGAAGCUGCUUUCUUCAAAAGACUCGAAGGCCUUCAACCUUGUGAGGUCUCGCAACUAAAAGCCGGCACUCACAUAUUCGCUGUAUAUGGAGAUAACUUCUUCAAACCUGCUACAUAUAUGAUUGAGGCUCUUUGUGCAAAGACGUACGAAGAUACAACUACUAAGCUUAAGGAUAUCGAAGCUCAGAUUUUGAGAAAGAGAAGUGAGCUACGCCAGUUUGAAACAGAAUAUAGAAAGGCAUUGGCACGAUUCCAAGAAGUCACAAAUAGAUAUACUCAGGAGAAGCAGUCUGUGGAUGAGAUGCUAAAACAUCGGGAUAGUAUACACUCUUCUUUUACUGUUGCAAGAACUGUUGCUUUUCCAACUGGGAGUGGUUAUUUUAGCAAUGGAAGUAGCAGCAAAUUUACAUCGGAAGAUAAUAAAUCCGAGGCUAGUCCCGGCGACGAAGGUAGUUCAGAUUCCAAGGAUAAAUCUUCAAAGAAGAAAUGGUUCAAUCUUAACCUCAAAGGAUCCGAUAAAAAGUGAGACCUUACUGAGGUUUGAAGUUCAUUCUUCGCGCAAUUUUUUUUUUCAUUUUUUGUUUUUUUUUCGACUCGUACUUUGAUGUCUUAUUAUGGGGUUGUUACUAUCUAUUAUUCUCGAUCCCUUCCCCAUGGAUUGCGGUAGUAUUUGCUGUAAAAUAUUGAAAAUUAUAGUAGUUUGUUGUGUAAUUAAAUUGUUUAUUCUUGGAGUGUUCAAUAUCCGAGUUCGAAGCUGGGGAUGGUUUGUAGAAUAGUACAAGGAAUCAAUUAGAUUUUUUUUUUCAUUUAUUAUUCUUAUUGUUGUUGUAACAAUGAUUUUGUUCCGCGUCGGCUGCAUUUGGCAAAAGGGUGUCGAGAUAUUAUGAUUGUGUUUAUAUUGAACAUUUUGAUAUGC